AUGUCGGCUUUGAGUCAAGCUAUACGGAACAGGCGAUGGAGGCAGGCUCGUUUGUUAAUCGAGGCAGGUUUUGAUAUCAACCGUCGUAGCCUAACAGACAAGAGAACUGCGCUUAUGGAAGUCUGUUUCCUAGACGACGAAGAUAAAGCUCUUGGUUUAGCGAAAAAGCUUUUGCAAAGCGGCGCUGAACUUGGUUCUCAAGACGCACAAGGACUUACGGCGUUGUCAUACGCGUGUAUUUUAAAACGGAGAAAACUUGUCAGUCUCUUCCUACAGGCUGUGGACUAUAAUUUGAACACAAUUGAUCGCGAUGGAAACACGGCAUUGUUUCACGCAAUUACGGUAGGAGAUCUCUCGAUUGUCGAGAUGAUUGUUCAAAAAUUAAAACACUAUGAUCUCAGCGUUGAUACGCAAAACCAUAAGGGUGAGACGCCACUAAUUCACGCUUUAAAAAUCGGUAAUAUUCAGUGCGCAGAUUGUUUGAUCCAAAAAGGCAAAGCGUCUGAAGAAAUUUGUGAUCUUGAACAAUUUAAAAGCGCUAAACAAUGGAAAAAGGAACUUCAGCGCAAAGGAAAACGAAUUAUUUCGGCGCUUUACUCAUCCGAGGAUAAAAAGGAACACGAACAGAAAAAGAAGCGAAGAACACGUAAAACCGUCAGCGCGAAACCUACGACAGUCUGUACUUUGCCGCCAAUAAAAGAUAAUACAAACACGAAAAAUGUUCGCCCCUUCACAGCGCCGGGACUUCUCCCUGUUUCUGACUUUUUUACACCUUGUUCGCCAGUUCAAGAAGAGUUACUACAUUUGUACGGAAUCUAUAAUCAACAGAGGACGAGUUCUUAUCGCCGAGGCUACAAAUUUGCCCCGAAACCGAUUAAAAAACUUCCUCCUUUAGAAGAAGAGAUCGACGACAAAGAGAGCAUAGACCGUGGCGAAACUCCGCAGGAACAAGGAAAGGCAAGGAUGAGCUUUGCCCAAGUCAACGAACUGAGUAGUAAGAUCAAAGGAUUGCAAAGAAGUGCGAGAAAUAGGAAAAGCACUGCAUCACCGGCAAGUUCCGACGGGCGCGCAAUAUCAGGGAAGAAAUCGGCCUCUUUUACUAAAUUACUCCGUAAAGGAGAAAGUAAAGAGUUUACUGUCCCUGAGACGGCGUCAUUUUUUCCAAACGAAAGCAACUGA
Messenger RNA from Porites evermanni, 1179 nucleotides. The record is from the annotation of a GenBank genome assembly. NCBI's taxonomy places the organism in Eukaryota, Metazoa, Cnidaria, Anthozoa, Scleractinia, Poritidae.